AUGGUUGAAAUUCACAUUGCUGUGCUUCUUCCCAAAGCCCAACUGAGACUGCCUCGGGCGGAUGGAACAGAAGACUGUACUAUCCGCGAUCGUCCUCUUGCAAAUAAAGAAGAGGAUCCGCUGGAAAAAGAAGAGGACUCUGACUUUGAUUUUUGGGUGAUGGGUGAAAAGAGUAUGGGGGGAGUCGAGAGGACGAGAGGAAGAGAAGGAAGGGCGAAGAGAAGAGUUGUAUUUUACGUUGCGCUUCCUGGACAGACAAAAGGCGACGGCAGGAAGCCUGCUGAGGGUCAAAUUUGGAUCAAGCAGAUUCUGACAGACAUGCACCAAAACCCCCGGUCCUCGGAGACGUUUGACAUCAUCCAACUCGCCUUCACGCCAUGGACCGGCUGUUACUGA
Molecule: messenger RNA, 396 nt
Organism: Coccidioides immitis RS
Lineage: Eukaryota; Fungi; Ascomycota; Eurotiomycetes; Onygenales; Onygenaceae
Exons: 4
Coding region: 1-396 (131 amino acids)
Source: RefSeq, a predicted model, not a curated record